Messenger RNA from Aricia agestis (brown argus), 4699 nucleotides. It is a transcript of the gene RhoGAP93B, whose product is annotated as rho GTPase-activating protein 39. The record is from RefSeq and is a predicted model, not a curated record. Lineage: Eukaryota; Metazoa; Arthropoda; Insecta; Lepidoptera; Lycaenidae. Gene Ontology annotation, cellular component: cytoplasm; cytoskeleton. Bases 108 to 3371 code for a protein of 1087 amino acids. Gene Ontology annotation, biological process: signal transduction. Gene Ontology annotation, molecular function: protein binding; GTPase activator activity. The transcript has 22 exons.
CUCAAAAUGGAAAUUGGGAGAUAUCCCUAAAGUUUAGAUUAUUUUAUUAGAAAUUAAUGUAAAUAUGUUAUAGUGAAUCCCAAUCUACUCAUUUCAAGGCCUUUAAAAUGUCUUCAGAGAGGGUAGAAUGGGUGGAGAUUAUAGAACCGAAGACAAAGGAACAUAUGUAUGCUAACCUUACCACAGGAGAAUGUGUAUGGGAUCCACCUGAGGGUGUAAAAGUAAAAAGAACAGAUUCAUCACAAUGGUGGGAGUUGUUUGAUAUAAAUACUCAUAGAUUCUACUAUUACAAUGCAUCUACUCAGACAACUGUGUGGCAUAGGCCAACCGAUUGUGAUAUUAUACCUCUAGCCAAACUGCAGACUUUAAAACAAAACACAGAUCCACAGAAGAGGAGAGAGACAGCCACACAGACUAACCAGGCUGUACCACAGAUACCAUCGAGCCUUGAGCCAAUAAGUAGUAACGGGAACAGUACGGAGGCAAGCGCCAGCAAGCUCUCACCAAGUAAUGCUAAGAAUGUUACCAUACCACAAACCAGCCCCAUCCGCACCCGGAGGUCUCAUUAUCAUCACAGCAGGAACAGCGGUGAGAGUCGGCGUGGGCGGUUGAGCGAGGACGGUACCACGCAACUGUGUAGACAUACAGACUCUGGCCGCUCGUCAGACAGCAGCAUCAGCAGCGCGCAGCAGCGACGGAAACAGGAGCUGAGCGCUGCAGCCAGUAGUGUGCCAACAUGUACGCCGCAGCUGAGGAAGAGGAGCAGCGUACAGGCCGCGCCGCCGCACGAGCCAGAGAAAUGGUCGCCACACUCAGGAAUAAAUCGCAGUGGAAGUUUUAUAUCGCCUCGGAAAGAUGCGUCCGAUGACUCCAUGCACGAAAAAUAUUUUAAGUCGGUUGAGAGUACGCCACUUACUAGGAGAAAGUUAAAACAACAGUCGGGCGGAUCGUCAUGCGAGUCGGCGUCGCCGCAGAGCCCCGGCAGCCCGCUGCAGAAGCCGCAACCCACGCUGUUCCUACAGACGAGCGCGGCGCGUCCAUCUCUCGUGUCCUCCAUAUCGCUGGCGACGGAGUCUGCGGGCGCGGGGGGCGGGGCGAGCGGCGCGCUGGGCGGAGCCAGCGGUGCGGGCGCGCGCGUCAUGCACAGCCUCGAGCGCCCGCACCAUCUGUCCAGGCAUGCGAGAGAGCGGUAUUCUGAUAGGCACUUAGACAAAGAUCGACUAGCGGAGUUGGACCGCAUAGAGCGGUAUCCGGAGAAGCAGGCGGUGUACAGCGCGGACAAGCCGUUCCGUCAGACCAGUCUCGACCUGCGACAGAACGCCGCCUCCAGCUGGCAUCCGCCGAGGGAGUUCACUAGACGGCAGCAAGCAGAACCCGAGCGGUACAGCUCUAGCAAGACGUCCGUGUCGUCGGGUAGCAGCAAGCAUCGCGCGCCGCACGAACACAGUUUCAUGCGACUGUCGUCCGCCAACGAGCAGGAUAAUAUCGCCGCAGUGAACUACAAAAUGAAAUGCGUUAAGCUAGAGCCGGUCUUAACUGAACCCAACGUGCAGAAACAUAAUCAGCGACUCGAAAGAAAUUCUACUCCUCGAGAUAGAACAAAAUCGAAACGUCACAAGCAGCCCGUCGAGGACGAGGUCGCGUUGGAGGGCGAGGAGGAGGACGAGGAAGGGGGCGGGUCCCCGUUGUACUGCAACUGGGACCUGCGCGGCAUGCAGCAUCUCCUGCCGCUGCAGGACUAUAUACUGCAGCAGGCUAAGCUCUCCAGUCGUGGGCGAUACGGCGCGUCGGAAUCGGACGGGGAGUCCGGCACGUCGCGCUCGCGGUCCGGCUCCGAGCGGUCUCUCUCUGGUCACGAGCCGGACAACGAGUCGUCGGACGGCGGCGCGCGUACGCCCGAUGAUGAUGACGGCUCCGGCGUAUACCUGCCGCAUUCGUAUACGCAGCGCCCGCCUGACGUCGAAUACAUGAACCAUGGAGUUUCGUAUUACAAUACCUUCGUCGGGUUUGAGAGAGACCGCCAGCCGUCGCCCGGUAUACAUAGGACAUCAUCACUCGGCGGCGGCGCGGCAACGGGCGAGGCGCACGGCGCGGCGGGCGGCGCGUUGUACAGCCCCGUGCGUGCGCACCCGCAGCACGCGCACGCACCGCCCGAGCAGGACAUCGAGAUAUUCGCCAAGGACAACCUCAACUUUAACAAGGGGAUAUUCAGGAGGAAGGCUUCAGUGCGAGAUAUGCUUUCUUGGACAUCGUCGUCGAUUAGCGCGCCGAUGGUGGGCGUGGCGUGGGACAAGGCGCAUAAGAAGGCGGCGAUCGACCUGUUCCGCCUAGUACAGAUAUACAUGGGUGACCGCAAGGCUCGACCCGGCAUGACGCUCAACUCCGUCGCGCAGGAUAUACUGCACGCUACUUUCGCCAAUGAGAAACUCCGGGACGAGCUAUACGUGCAGCUCUGCCGACAGACGACGGAGAACCCGCUCCGCGACUCGCUGCUGCGCGGCUGGGAGCUGCUGUCUGUGUGCCUGGCGUUCGUCCCGCCCUCGCCCGCCUUCCAGCCAGCGCUGACCAACUACGUCAACAGGCAUCGAGAUCCGGCUUUCGCUGAUUGUUUCCCGGAGAUUGGGAAAUGGCCUAUUCACAUUCAAGUGUCACAUUACGCGAGUGUCGCCUGCAAGAGACUGGAAAGGAUCGGGUGUGGCGGUAAAAAGCAGCCCAGAAAACCGAGCACCGAGGAUAUUGAUCAAGCUAGGAUACAAAUCUUCAGACAGUCAAUGUUUGGCAACACGCUAUCAGAGGUAAUGGCGCUGCAAAAGGAGCGUUUCCCGAACAGGCAACUGCCGUGGGUGCAGGUGGCGUUGUCGCAGCAGGUUCUGGCUCUCAACGGCAAGGAGACGGAGGGGAUAUUCCGAGUGUCGGCUGAUGUUGAUGAAGUCAACGCACUGAAAGCUAAGAUCGACAACUGGGAGCUACCUGACGCGUCUACGUUGACAGACGCGCACGCGCCCGCCAGCCUGCUGAAGUUGUGGUACCGCGAGCUGUACGAGCCGCUGAUCCCGGACUCGCUGUACGGCGCGUGCGUCGCCGCCGGACACGACCCCGCCGCCUGCGCGCGCGCCCUGCAGCGCCUGCCACCGCUCAACCGCCUCGUACUUACGUAUCUAGUGAGCUUCCUCCAGCAGUUCUCCGCUCCUGAGGUGGUGAGUCAGACCAAGAUGGACUCGUCCAACCUGGCGAUGGUGUUCGCUCCCAACUGCCUGCGCUGCACGGCGCAAGACCCGCGCGUCAUACUGGAGAACGCGCGGAAAGAAAUGACCUUCAUGAAGACUCUCAUCACCAACCUCGAUACAUCCCACGUGCAGGAUCUCCUGUGACCAACGAAUCUCAACUAUAACAACAAUGUUAUACGUCAGGAAUACUUCUAAAUCCUAGUAAUGUUAUGUGGCUACGCGGCUGAGCGACGCUUGAUGAAAUUGUAUGAGAUCGCACUAACCGGCUAUGAGUCCAGUGUGCUCAAUCAAAUGGCAUUCUCAAGAUUGGAGAGAUGUCAAAAAUGUAUGAGAUUUGACACAACGCAUCGCUCAGUUGUGGCGUAGUUACGUCUAGUGUGGUCCUACCUUUAGGAUGACUUCUAGUUAACCCUUCGUAGCUCGCGCGAUCAAGUGACCUAUCCUCUGUAUGCCGAAUUCCAGUGUCAAUUGACGACGGUAUACGCGUACUCGUGUAACAUUCUUGUAUAUUUUUUAUAUUUUUGUACGCUAUGUAAUUUUAUUUGGUAGAAUCCAAAGAUAUUUAAUGGAACGUGAUUGCGAAUGUUCGCUAGGGCGGCCGCCCGCGUUCGUGUGUUUGUUAUUUAGUUUUUGUUUGUGUGUAUGAAAGGUUAUGUUUAAGUUUUAAGGCGCACUGUACUAAAACGGUACGAUUUGCAUAACACAUUGGACUCUAACAAGCUCGGCUUAACUCUUUAAUCUCAAAUUAACAUUUUACAGCUAAGUGUUAAUGAAAAAAAAUAUUCAUAAGAAAUAUUUAUCUCGAAAUUAAAGAUAAUUACGAUUUUCAUUGUAUUGCUUGCAAACGAUGACUAGAAGAUAACACCAUUAUAGAAUUACCAGAGCUAUUUGAUAGUGUAGUUCCUGAAAACAUAGAUUUAUAUACAUAUUAGGUAAUAAAAAUUAUGAAAUUUGACAGUUUUUGGCGACAGACUGACUUGUGACGCCAUAGACAAAACGCCAAUGAAAUCAUUCGAAUUUAAAUAUUACUGUUCGGCAGCUAAAUUUUAAAUGGUAUUUUGUGGACAGUAUUUUUUUGGUCACAUUUUAAAGCACAUGGGAUUUAAAGGCCAAAUGACGUUAAUAAAAUAUCAUGGUGAUGAUUCAAGCUAAAGAUAUUAUGAACAAAAAUCACACUGAAAAUACUCAUAUUAUCUCAUAAUAUUUUACAUACUCAUACAUAUCUUAUAUUUUGCUUUAGUCUGAGCAUUUAAACCAUAUUAUUUUUGUACACUUUAUUACUGGUUGUAAGUUACCUUUUCUAUGAUGCAUUCCUUUAUGCACAUAUCUAUAUUACAAUUAACUUUACGUUUACUUAAUUAAUUGUUGUGAUAUAUUUCGUGUGUCGACGCAUUUCCGUACCUGUGUAAGGGUGCGUUUCCAUUGAAGCGGAGCGGAGCUUAGCGGUGCCCGAAUUGACCAAUCGUGCUAUU